Molecule: messenger RNA, 1938 nt
Organism: Cololabis saira (Pacific saury)
Lineage: Eukaryota; Metazoa; Chordata; Actinopteri; Beloniformes; Belonidae
Gene: tank
Product: TRAF family member-associated NFKB activator
Exons: 8
Coding region: 231-1247 (338 amino acids)
Biological process (GO): canonical NF-kappaB signal transduction
Source: RefSeq, a predicted model, not a curated record
GAACUUCCCCGACUGCGCGGCUCUGCGUGAAACAAACGCUGCCAUAUCCUCUCCUCCCCGGCCGCCUCGCAGCUUUGCAUCUGAGGAUCGGAGCGACGAGGGCUGCGGUGGUGUCAAAAACAACACAAAAAUCCGACUUUUUUUUUUUUUUUUUUUUUUUCUAAAGAAAACAGUGACUCGAAUGAAGGGCUCAUGUCUGCUGUGUCAGUGAUGAUCGUGGAGCACAAGGCAUGGAAAGGAACAUUGGAGACCAGCUCAACAAAGCCUUCGAAGCUUAUCGCCAGGUCUCCAUCGAAAAGGACAAUGCCAAAAAGGAGCUGCAGAAAAUGACUGAAUAUUAUGAGCAGUACACUCAAGAACUUCAAAAGCAGAUUGAAGACCAGCAACGGCUGAUUUCUGAACUUGAAGCUAAGUUGUCAGCGACAAAGCAACCAUCAGGCGAGAUGACCUGUGAGCCUUGCAACCAUCUCCUCGAUGGAGCCAGCACUUAUAGGAAAAUACAGUAUCCGGAGAAUAUGGGCACUGUUGCUGUUGCUCCUAAUUUGCCAGUUAACAGCAGCGUUGACUAUCAGGAGAUGCUUGAGGCAUUUGAAGGCAUUCAAGGCAAAUUUCGAAAGAUCCAUUCUUUAACCAGAAGACAAAAAGAUCACCUGAAAAGAUUCCACAGAGGAACUGAUACAGCAAACGAUCAGCGGUUUUCAAUGCCCAUCCAGUGCACGGAUCGAACCGCAGAGGCAGAGGGACCCUUUCCUGCAGCGUUAAGGUCAGCGGCGGACGUGGCUCCCCUGCCUGCGUCUUUGGCGUCUCGUGGUGCCCAUCAGGAGGACAGCGAAUUGGCAUAUUCGAUCGGUAAACUUAGUGUCAAAUUCCCACCCUCUGCGGACAGUGAAUAUGAUUUCCUGCACAGCGCUCCGCAAGGAAACGUUGGCCUGGCAGUGCCGGCGAAUCGGCCUCCGUCUCCUACGCUGACGGAGGAGGAGUCGGAGGAACUGCCCAUGCCUUUCGUCUACCCCUCGUCCCCCUCCCACUCGACGUCCUCCUCACCUUCCCAGGAGAGCGUGCGGGGACCCCAGCAGUCUCUCUGGAGCCCGAGACUGAGUGAUGCAGUCGAUGUGAGGCAAGAGCCCGAGACGCCUCCGAGCAGCAGCCCGGAUAAAUGCGCUUUCUGCCAUGCCGAGGUUCCUCAGGACCGAAUGAACAGCCACCUUUACUCGCACUUCUCUCCUAAGAAUGAAGUCGACGAUUGACGGAGAAAAGCAGAGACUUGACUGGCUUAAAGUCGCAACUACUUCAAGACUUUUACUGUUUUUUUUCAUGGUCCGGUCCCGCUUGCCAGGAAAGCGGGACAAGCGCUGUACAGGAUUUAGAGAUGUCACUGCAAUAAGACUUGAAUUCAUUCAUUUAAUGUUGAAGAAUUAAAUGGUACACUUAUUUUCCCAUACUGAUGUUACAAUGAUGCCUGUGGUAUAUAUGAGCAAAUAAAAUAAUAUUUACUCUUUUGAAAAAUAUUAUCACUUGAAUUAUUUUCGACAAGACUAUAAAAUGUCGGUGUACUUUUAAAACUAUUCAAACAUAACUCAAAACUUUAAUUUGAAAGAGAUGGCUAAAUGACAAGAAAUGCUCCCUUUUGUGUUGUCUAUUAGACAUGCCAGCAGAAAUCCAUUAUCCAGAUAAAUGGCAGGUUCCUUUAAUGUCUGUCAAGUUAUACUUUUAUCCUUGCAAUAUUCAAGUGUUUCAUGUGGGCUAAUCUGUGUUAAUCAAUGCUGUUGAGUGAGUUAAGUCAUAAGAUGAAAAACUAAAUGAAAACGUCAACAAUUUCUUGAAAAGUUAAAGUGACUGAAAAGCACUGAGAGCAAUUUGUAAAUAACCUGUACUCGAUGUGAAAAAUUCCUAUUUUCCUAUUUUUUUGCCUUCAACUGAAGUGAAAAUGAAACAAAA